AUGCAUCCUCAACUAUCUGGAUUGAUUUUGGCGCUGCUGACGGCGGCGACAACUGCAAGGACCAUUUAUAGGUUCCCCCAAGAUGAUGUCAAACUCACCCCAUCAGUCCCGACGGAGCUCGUCCGCAGGGAUCUUGAUCAUACGGAAUCCUUCAGCUGGUCUGCGGUAGAUUCCUCCAUCAUUGACAUUGAUGUGAGCCCAAACAACUUGGAAGUCAACUGCACCAGUUGUCAGCUUUCAGGAAGUGUUCGAGCACAGUUUGACGAAAGAUUUGAUGUUUGGAAAUCAGAUCUCAAAAUAUCUUUCUCUCAAACCACAGCCCAUGUCGAUCUCAACAUUCUCGGUGGUUCUGGCAGCGAAGUGACCGUUCCCUUGUGGAAUAUCGGCGGCAUCAGUGUACCUGGCGCUCAAGCCACGUAUGGUCUCGGCUUUUACAUCGAAUUGGCGAUUUCGGUUCUCGGCGACCUAGAGGCGACAGGUGGUUUCGAGUUUACCAUCCCCGAUGGAUCAUGGAUUGCUGCAAGCUUGACUGGCGAUGUUGUUGACGCCAAUUUCGACGGCGCAGAAAGCCAAAUGCUGGCAUGGGAUGUCGUUCGUGGCUCCACAACACUUAAGGUUUCGCUUCGGCUACGUUCCGAGCUUGGUGUGAAUACUAAGCUUGUUGGAAUUGGGUCGAGCGCCGUAGUGGGCGUCUAUCUCAAUCUCUUCGAGACCGUCAUCACUCUCGAAGAUGAUGACAACAAUGAGACGUGUGCGCUUGAAGCUACAGAGUCCUGGAACAUCAACGCCGGGGCCUAUGUCGAAGCUGAUGUUGACCUCGACAACUUCACUUUGGACAUUGCUCCCACCAAGUCGACUACAAUUUUCACUGGUCCAACUUUCACUCAAUGCCUAGAGGAAAUCACGUCAACCGACGGUAGUACACUCUCAAUGAGUACCCCUGUCUACGCUACUCCAUCCGAGACAGGACUCGACAGUGGUCCUGUUGUCACGACAACGCCAGAUUGUGAGGAGGUUGAUAACAAAGCCAGCGUCACAGAAGCAACAUACGUCACCGAAACUGCAUACGUCACGACAACGCCAGAUUGUGAUGAGGCUGACAACGAAGCAAAUGUCACGUACGUCACUACAACUGUAUACGUCACCCCAACUUCAGUCUGUGAGGGGUUCAUCACAGCGACGCCUUCUCUGAAAACAGUUGUACACUACGACUAG
Ilyonectria robusta is the source of this 1215-nucleotide messenger RNA. RefSeq lists its product as uncharacterized. The coding region runs from base 1 to 1215 and encodes 404 amino acids. The record is from RefSeq and is a predicted model, not a curated record. Lineage: Eukaryota; Fungi; Ascomycota; Sordariomycetes; Hypocreales; Nectriaceae. The transcript is spliced from 4 exons.